Molecule: messenger RNA, 1869 nt
Organism: Choloepus didactylus (southern two-toed sloth)
Lineage: Eukaryota; Metazoa; Chordata; Mammalia; Pilosa; Megalonychidae
Product: biotinidase-like
Exons: 1
Molecular function (GO): hydrolase activity, acting on carbon-nitrogen (but not peptide) bonds, in linear amides
Source: RefSeq, a predicted model, not a curated record
UCUAACUUAAACUCUUUGAAAACAUUGAAGAAAAUGGAACACUACCUAAAACAUUUUAUGAAGCUAACAUCAAUCUAAUACCAAAACUCGGCAAAGAGUCCCAACCCUCUAGCUCUCACCACUCGCAAGCAGGCCUUGCAGCUAAUGAACCAGAACCUCGACAUCUAUGAAGAGCAAGUGAUGAAUGCAGCCCAAAAGGGUGUACAGAUUAUAGUGUUUCCAGAAGAUGGCAUCCAUGGAUUCAACUUUACAAGAACAUCCAUUUACCCAUUUUUGGACUUCAUGCCCUCUCCCCAGUUGGUGAGGUGGAACCCAUGCCUCGAGUGCCAUCGUUUCAAUGACACAGAGGUCCUCCAGCACCUGAGUUGUAUGGCCAUCAGGGGAGAGAUGUUCCUGGUGGCCAAUCUCGGAACAAAGCAGCCUUGUUACAGCAGUGACCCAGGGUGCCCUAAUGAUGGGAGAUACCAGUUUAAUAUCAAUGUCAUGUUCAGUGAUAAUGGAAUCCUUGUUGACUGCUACCACAAGCACAACCUCUACUUUGAGGCAUCUUUUGAUACCCCUCUCAAAGUGGAUCACAUCAUCUUCGAUACCCCCUUUGCUGGCAAGUUUGGUGUCUUCACUUGCUUUGACAUAUUGUUCUUUGACCCUACCAUCAGACUCGUCAGAGACUCUGAGGUGAAGCACAUGGUGUUUCCAGCUGCCUGGAUGAACCAGCUCCUGCUCUUGGCAGCUAUUCAGAUUCAAUAAGCUUUUGCUGUUGCCUUUGGCAUCAAUGUGCUGGCAGCCAACAUCCACCACUCAUCUCUGGGGAUGACAGGGAGUGGCACACACACCCCUCUGAAGUCCUUUUGGUACCAUGAUAUAGAAAACCCCAAAGGUCACCUCAUAAUUGCCCAGAUAGCCAAAAAUCCACUAGGUCUCAUUGCUACAGAGAAUGCAACAGGUAGAAUUAAUCCAUCCCAUAGUAAGUUUUUAAAAAUCUUGGCAGGUGAUCCAUGCUGUGAGAAGGAUGCUCAGGAAGUCCAUUGUGAAGAAGCCACCAAAUGGAACAUGGACACACUUCCCACAUUUUACUCUGAGAUGAUGUAUGACAAUUUCACCCUGGUCCCUGUUUGGGGAAAGGAAGGCUUUCUCCACAUGUGUGCAAAAGACCUCUGCUGUUAUUUACUUUACCAGAGGCCUGAAAUGUCCAAAGAGCUCUAUGCCCUGGGCAUCUUUGAUGGCCUUCACACGGUGCAUGGCACUUACUACAUUCAAGUUCGUGCCCUGGUCAAGUGUGGGGGUCUUGGCUUUGACACCUGUAGGCAAGAGAUCUCAGAAGCCACGGGAAUAUUUGACUUUCAUCUGUGGGGGAACUUCAGUACUUCCUAUAUCUUUCCUCUGCUCCUAACUUCAGGGAUGACCCUUGAAGUCCCCGGGCAGCUCAGCUGGGAGAAUGACCACUAUUUCCUGAGGAAAAGUGGACUGUCCUCCGGCCUAGUGAAUGCAGCUCUCUAUGGGCAGCUGUAUGAGAGGGAUUAGGGAAGUGUGAGCCUUGCACUUUCACAGGCCAGAGAUCACAAAGGCUGGAACCACCUCUGCCCGAAAGGCGGUGCCCAUUUCUGGGACACCAGAUCCCACCCUGGGAACUAAGGGAAGAAGUAGGAGAGACAGAUUCUCUCCAUGUCUCUUCCUCUUAAACAUGAAUUACUGAGACAUUUUCUGGCAUUUUCUACUCAUGUUUUUCUUUUUCAAGCCACAUCUUCCUCCAGCAUCUCUCUCAGUACAGAUUGAUUUUAACAGCUGGAACAAAAAUAAAUCCCAAUUUAUAUAUUACAAAAAAAAAAAAAAAUUCUGGUAACAUGUAUACAACCUAGAAGUUCCUAUUGU